AUGGCCUACACUGAUGAUGCCGUCAAGGCAAAGCUGUCUGCACUGAAUGAGACACAGGAGAGCAUUGUGACCGUCGCGCAGUGGGUCAUGUUUCAUAGACGCCAUGCGGAUCGGACUGCCCAAAUCUGGCUUCAGAAAAUUCGCGACUCCAACCCACCCAAGCGACUCAACCUGAUCUACCUGGCGAAUGAGGUGGCGCAGCAGUCAAAAGCGCGAGGAAAAGAUGAUUUUCUGAUUGCCUUCUCUCCUAUCGUGGUGGAAGCCACAGCAACGGCCUACAAAGGUGCUACAAAUGAUAUCCAGCAGAAGAUUCGCCGUGUGACGGAGGUGUGGAGACAACGCAAUGUAUUCGAAGGUCCAAUCUUGGAAGCUGUGGAAACCCGGGUGAACGAGAUCGAUAAGUCACGCUCUACCGGCAAGAAACAACAGCUUGGUGGCUCGCUCUUCAAAGACUCGUCCUCUGGGUCUACGCCCUCCGAGCUGCAACCGCUUGUGCCUCUGCAGGUUGCACUCACCAAGGCCGCCAUGACUUCCAGCACUUCGGCCACAACUGCAAAGAUGGAGUAUGAGAAAAUGAACGACGGAAAGACCCCACACCCGACUCCCCCAGUGCAUGCUGCCCGUCUCAGUCAGCUGCUGAAAACACUUGCCAAUGCGGAGAGCUCAGUGUCAGAGGUCAUCAAGUCGAGGCGCGCAUUGAUCGAUGGUCUCGAGAAAAUCUUGGCCACCAACCGCUCGGAACUUUCAAAAGAAGAAACACUUGCUAAGGACCUAUCGGAGAAGAAGUCACAGACAGACACGAAGAAGCGCGACGUCGAGGAUGCAAUCAUGCGCGGUCUGUCCACGGACGAGACCUCAGGCGCGCAGCAUGGAGACCACAGCAUGCAGGAUGAAGACAGCGGUCGUCCUGAAAUUGAGGCUCUCACUCCUCCCCCAGUGGAAGCCAUCACGCCCGUCGGAUCUCCGAAGCCAGAUCAAGGCCAUCAUGCCCCAUUCACGGAGGAGCCUACUCUUGAUCUGUCUGGAAUUUCUGGCGCUGCUCUCCCCGAUCUGUCCAAUAUUUCUCCCGGUGGCGGCAACGACUUUGAUCUCAGCCAUGCCAACGGCGCGACAGCCAAGCGACGCAAAACCACACAUGGCGAGGAGGACUAUGCACAGUUUGCGGGUGGUGAUUUGGAUGCCGAUGUGGCUGAGCUGCUUGCUCAGGAGGGCCGGCAGUAG
This is a messenger RNA of Penicillium lagena, 1221 nucleotides long. RefSeq names its product CTD-interacting domain-containing protein. NCBI's taxonomy places the organism in Eukaryota, Fungi, Ascomycota, Eurotiomycetes, Eurotiales, Aspergillaceae. Gene Ontology annotation, molecular function: RNA polymerase II C-terminal domain binding. The coding region runs from base 1 to 1221 and encodes 406 amino acids. The record is from RefSeq and is a predicted model, not a curated record. The transcript has 5 exons. Gene Ontology annotation, biological process: mRNA 3'-end processing. Gene Ontology annotation, cellular component: RNA polymerase II, holoenzyme.